Molecule: messenger RNA, 1272 nt
Organism: Entrophospora candida
Lineage: Eukaryota; Fungi; Glomeromycota; Glomeromycetes; Entrophosporales; Entrophosporaceae
Source: the annotation of a GenBank genome assembly
AUGGUGAAUAAUCAAAUUGAAUUCAACAAAAAAUAUCCUAUCAAAGGAACAAAAGAAAUAGAAAUCACUCGUAACCGAAAUUUCCAAGGACCGCUAGUUGUUGAAGAUUAUCACGAUUUAGAAAAAUUAAACUUACGAGAAGUUAAGAAGUUAGUGAUUGAAAAUUGCUUCCAAAUCAAGAACUUGAAUGUUCGUCGAAAUCUUUUAACUGGUUUAGAAUUUAUAAAAGACUUAAACAAUUUAGAAACACUAGAGUUAGAUGAUCUACGAGGAUCAGACAAAAACACUCAAGAGUUGUUAAGGAAAAUUCGAAUUUUAGAGAAAGCAAAGAAUGAUUUAUCUAUUAAUUUUAAUCUUUCUCAAAAAAAAUAUAAUGAUCUGAAAAACUUUUUAAAAGAAACUUUAAUUUCUCUCUCUAAAGAAGCUAAAGAAGAAUUAGUAAAUAAGUUGAAUAAAAAGAUUGAAACAAAAGAAGAUUUUUUUGGUCCUGGAAAAACCGGAGAACUGAUGACAAAUGUAGAAGAGGUUAUUAAAAGUGUAGAAGAAAUAAAAAAAGAGUUGGAAGCAAAAGUCCAAAAAUUAGAAAAAGAAUUAGCAGAAGCCAAAAAUCAAGCUGAAGAAAGAGAAAAAAGAUUUGAAGAAUUAAAAGAAUUGGUAGUUGCAACAAAACAAAAGCAAACCUCGGCAGUCCAAACUACUGUUUAUAAAGAAACUCUUGAGUUUUUAAGAACUAAGUCAACUUUUCUUGAUGCUCGUCGUCAAACUAUCAAUGAACUAGAAAAUCGCUGUAACGAUUUAGAAGAAUUCCUUAGCAAUAAAAAUGCUAAGUUUGGAAUAAUAGGUGAUGCAAUAAGCGAUACAGGAGGAGCCGCUAGUUCCACAACAAUAUUUGGAAUAAUUCCUAAGGGUUUAGGAGAAUUCAUUAAGGCCAAAAACGAACUCUCAAAAAUAAAGUUCCUGGUCAAAAGCAGCGAAGAAUUUCAAAUUGUUUUGAAGAACGAGAACGAAUUAACUUAUUUUGAAAAGAAUUAUGAUCAUCUAAUUGACUUUAUUCAUAAAAACGGUGGAUUAGAAAAUCUAGAGGUUAACAUUCUAAACUUAAAAGACAAGCAAGUGUAUGGUAAAUCACAUUUAUUUAACGAAUCAUGUGAAAUAUUUUCUAUUCUUGAAAGUAAAGGCGUUUGGGAAGGAAAAUUAUUAAAUUCCGAGGCUAUGAAAACAGCAAUAAUGUCUCUUUGUGAAAACUUAAAUAAAGAGUUGGAAAAAGAGUGA